This is a messenger RNA of Canis lupus familiaris (dog), 4888 nucleotides long. RefSeq names its product cordon-bleu WH2 repeat protein like 1 (gene COBLL1). NCBI's taxonomy places the organism in Eukaryota, Metazoa, Chordata, Mammalia, Carnivora, Canidae. The transcript is spliced from 15 exons. Gene Ontology annotation, molecular function: actin monomer binding. Bases 115 to 3681 code for a protein of 1188 amino acids. The record is from RefSeq and is a predicted model, not a curated record.
UUCUGCAAGAUUGUUUUAAGAAUUAAGUAUAAUGCCUACAUAGUUUCCCACCUAUUGUAGCUUAAUGAGUUGCACUGUUGAUGUUAUGAGUACUUCAUCUGUGCUCAUCGAUGGAUGAAACUGAAGACACCUGAAGAGAAAGGAAGAACAAGGAGAAAACCAAAAGCCAAGGCACCACCUCCUCCAGCUGAGACCAAGCAUCUUGAUGCCUCUUCAGAUGAUACUGUAGAAUCCUCUGCUUGCAUCAUGGAACAGAAAGAAAACACGAUAGAUAAAGACAUUGAACUGUUAGUGGUGCUACCUGGGGAUAUUAUCAAAUCUACUACUGUUCAUGGCAGUAAACCUAUGAUGGACUUGUUGAUAUUCCUCUGUGCACAGUAUCACUUAAAUCCAUCCAGUUACACAAUUGAUCUACAGUCAGCUGAAAAUAAUCCCAUUAAAUUUAAGCCAAACACACCAAUAGGAAUGUUGGAGGUGGAGAAAGUCAUUUUAAAGCCAAAAAUUUUGGAUAAGAAAAAACCUACACCUAUAAUACCAGAGAAAACUGUGAGAGUAGUGAUCAAUUUUAAGAAAACACAGAAGACAAUAGUGAGAGUUAGCCCACAUGCACCACUCCAAGAACUUGCCCCCAUUAUAUGCAGCAAAUGUGAGUUUGAUCCACUUCAUACACUGUUGUUGAAAGAUUAUCAAUCUCAGGAGCCCCUUGAUUUGACAAAAUCUCUUAACGACCUGGGACUAAGAGAAUUAUAUGCCAUGGAUGUCAGCAGAGCCACUUCUGUUACUGCCUUCAAUAAAUCAUCUUUACAAGAAUCCUGCCAAAUAUCACAAAACCUAGACAUUAUGAAGGAGAAGGAAAAUAAAGGGUUUUUCAGCUUUUUUCAGCGCAGUAAGAAAAAGCGGGAGCAGACUGCAAGUGCCCCUGCAACUCCUCUAGUGAGUAAGCAUCGCCCAACCUUUACAAGGUCCAAUACCAUUUCCAAGCCAUAUAUUUCAAACACACUGCCAUCGGAUGCACCCAAGAAGAGGCGAGCUCCACUGCCUCCAAUGCCAGGGUCUCAGAGCACCCCCCAGGACCUCGCUCACAUCCAGGAGAGGCCAGCUUCUUGUGUAGUGAAAUCCUUGAGUGUGGACGAAACAGAGAAGAAUCCCUGUGGAGCAGGCAUAGUGAGGACUGGCUCACUGCAGCUCAGUAGUACCGCUGUCAGCAGUUCAUCUUUGAAAAGGACAAAGCGAAAAGCACCUUCCCCACCCUCCAAAAUACCCCUGCAUCAAAGUGCUGAACAUAGUCGUGUGCUUGCCCUGCAGACAGGACAUACAGUUCCUACAGACGGUGUUUUGGAAGCAAACUCUCCCGAGGAGCUGGCCAGCCCAGAUUUUACUUCUUUGGCAGAAGCCUCCCUUGGCCCUGGGCUCCCCAGUCACGAGCAGUGCACUGUGCCCAAACUGCUGGAUGAAGCCCCUCUCUCCGAGGGCCCAGGAACACCUGAGGCAGCUGUAGCAUCUCUGACAACUGGAAUAAGCUCUGAUCAUAGCCUUGAAGAGAUAGAUGAAAAGGAAGAACUGAGUGAAGUGCCUAAAGAUGAGGCUGAAAACACUGCUCUGAAGUCACAAGACGUCCCUUUUGGAUCUACAGAUAUAAUAAAUACACUGAAAAAUGAUCCUGACUCAGCCCUUGGCAAUGUUACUGGAGAGUCCUCACAAAACUCCAAAGAAGAAAAACAAGAAGCUAGAAACACAGAUGGACAAGGACCACAUAUGAUGGUAUAUGAUGCAGGUAAUGGAGAGAGGGUAAUUGACCAUGUAAAAGACUUGAAGUCAUUGGGCACAAACCAGGAGAACGUAGAUCAAAAUGAAAUAAUUGUCAUUCCACCGAACACAGACCAUAUGAAAAAUGGAGUGAGGAGAACAGAAAUCGAUGUAGGAGGUGUUGCCGAAAAUAACAACGUGGACAUGGAAGUUGACAGACUAUCAAACCACCAGGCACAUAAAACUGAUACUGCUGAAAGUUAUAAGGAAAAUCAUCUGGCUGCUUCAUUAGGACAAGACCAAAAACUGAAUCAACUCAGUGAGGAAAAGACAAAAACGCAAGAUGCAGCCAUUCAGACAGUCCCUUCCGUUGACAGUUUUGAUGGGAACCACCAAGAUCAUGAUUUGUCUAACUUCAAAGUUAAUGAAAGCGUGCAGACUUCAAGUAACAAUAAACCAACUCAACACUCAUCUUUAAGUCCCCAAGAUUCUGUAGAUGCCUCAAGGAAUUUAAGAGGUCCGGGCCUCCUGACUGUACAGUCAGAUAAUCAACUCACCAUAGAAGAUCCAAUUUAUACACAUGGUGAUGAUGAUCUUUUGCCUUCUCUAGAUGGGAUUGAUAAAAAUUCAACUGUUUCUCAUAUAAAGAAUUAUCCACUUUAUAGACAAGACUAUGAUCCCAAGCCAAAACCUUCAAAUGAAAUCACAAGAGAGUACAUACCUAAAAUUGGAAUGACUACUUAUAAAAUAGUGCCUCCCAAAUCCUUGGAGAUACUGAAAAAUUGGGAAUCAGAAACCCCUGGGAAUAAGGAUGAUCAGGAGAUACAUACUUUAGGAAAAAAGCACAUUCACGAAAACGUGAAAGAAGCUGCCAUGCAAACCGAACUUGUUAUUUCUGAAAGCCCGAAGGAGCCACAGGCAGACCUUAAACUGAAACCUACCGCGGGAACAGAGCAUCAGGUGCCCAGCGUGGAGAGCUCGCCCCACGUCCCCCACGUCGCUGUGGGGAAGCCCAUGAAACCUACUCCCAGAAUGACAAAAGACACUGGCACAGCUCCUUUCGUGCCUAAUUUGGAAGACAUAAACCAUAUUUUGGAGUCAAAACUUAAAUCUCGGGUUUCAAAUCCCCAGACCAAACCAAGUUCUUUUUUCCUGCAGAUGCAAAAAAGAGUUUCAGGCCACUAUGUGACAUCUGCGGCUGCCAAGAGUGUCCAAGUGGCCCCCAACCCCGCUCCAAAAGAACUAGUAAAGAAAGAGGAGGAGAGGGAUGCGAUACCUCCUCCGGAGCAAACUCUUUCUCCCUUAAGCCAAGCAACUCCAUCCCUCCCACAGCCCCCUGUUAAAGACCCUGCCGGUGACCUCGGUGACCUCAGCAACGAGAAGCCUAUGGAAGCCUCUCCUCCUCCCAGCUCCCCUGCUCCUCUCCCUGCCAGUCAGUCAGCAGCGCUGAACCUGAAGACUCUGAAAACUUUCGGUGCCCCGAGACCUUACGCGAGCUCUGCUCCGUCACCCUUCGCCCUCGCCGUAGUGAAACGGUCACAGUCCCUCAGCAAGGUGCGCAGGGGGGCGGGCGGGGACGGUGCGGCCACCCCACCUCCAGCCGACACAGAAGGGCAGGCUCCGUCUGUAAAUCAGCUCGCGGGCAUCCCCCAGCUAUGCCUGAGUGAUAAGGGGAAUAACUCGGCACAUAAUGAGCAGAAUUCCCAAACACCAUCUCCAACGGGCUGCCCAUCAUUCAUUGUUAGGAGGCAAAGUUCCUUGACUUUGCAGGGCCCUGACCCGGAGCAGGCCCGACGGAGCUUGCUGACCGCCAUCCGCUCAGGGGAGGCCGCGGCCAGGCUGAAAAGGGUUACUGUUCCAUCAAAUACAAUAUCCGUGAACGGAAGGUCAAGACUCAGCCAUUCCAUGUCCUCUGAUGCCCAGGAUGGCCACUAAAUAUUGCCCUGUUACAAUGCACACUUCACCUCUGCUUCACAGAACAACUUCAUACUAAUGGAGAAUGUUGGCAAAUGUAUAUUCAGAUGUACACUAAUAUAUUGUCAAAGUGUAAGAAUAUGUGCUGUGGCUUUUAAUGCCAAAAGAAGAAUUACAGAAUUUAUAAGUUAUGAUAUUUUUUGGCCUUUUUUUUUUUUUUUUUUUUUUGCCUUAAAAGCUGAAUAUGCUGCUUUAGAACUUUAAGACAAGGUGUUAAUGACUUUCAUUUUUUUUUCAAAUGAGAAAUAGUCACCUUUUGUUGAUUUCACUUACUGACACAUUCUCUACAAUGGUGACUUCGACAAAAGGAUACAUGGAGGUUCGUAGACUUAUAUUUGUGUGACACAUAGCAAAUGUAGAUCUAACAUUUACUGCCUCAAUGUUACAGUUUAAUUGGAAAUGUUUAUAAGUUAUAUUAAAGUCUCUUUUGGCUGAAAGUAUGAUCUAGAGAACUAAUAUCAAACAAGUAUAUUCGGUUCAACGGUUAAUUAAAAUGAUGAAUCACUUAGUGUGCAAGUCUAAUCUUGUGUGUUCUUCAUGUAAUUACAAAAUCAAUGUCAAAUUUAUGGGAAGCUCAUAGUAUUUUAAUAUUUUAUUAACAUGGAACAUUUGUUUUUUUAAUCUUUAGAACUUAAAUUGCACACAAAACAUUUUAAAUAUUUUUUGUAUAUAAUCGUGACAUUUGUCGUCACACAGAUAUUACACAUUUAUGUGCCAGAAGCCUUAGAAAUCACCUUAUGAAAAUGUUGAUCUAUUGGGACAAUUUAUUUCACUUUUGAUAUGUAGUGAGGAAUAGGGGUUAGUCCAGGUCCAUACUGGAAAACUUCAAAGGCUAUUUGGAGGUUCCAGAAAUUCUGGUUUUAGUUAAAAUGAUAAAGUCAUUAUGUAGUUCAGAUGCUAAUGUUCUAAGUAAUAAUAUAUAUUUACAUUAAAGCUAAAACUGUUAAGCAAAACCAUGCCUAAUUUGUUGGUUUAUAACUGUACUGGGGUCUAGAGCUCAUUCAUGUUCUAGUCCUACUUUAAGAAUCUAAUAGCUCAUUUAUUCUAAAAGCUUGGUCAAACAAGUUGGUGUUAUGUUGGUUUUCACUAAAGCUCUUGGGGUAUCUGCCUCUUUGGAAAAUGUGUUGAUUUUUUCCCCCUCUGUUUAAUAAAAGCAAGUUAUAUAUUU